Molecule: messenger RNA, 27129 nt
Organism: Marmota flaviventris (yellow-bellied marmot)
Lineage: Eukaryota; Metazoa; Chordata; Mammalia; Rodentia; Sciuridae
Source: RefSeq, a predicted model, not a curated record
AGAGGUUCAAGAUUUGGAAGGUUUGGAAGCCCUUACUCACUGAUAGCUGUCAGUACCUUGGAUUCCUUUGUGACUCCUCACAUCUAGAAAGUCCUCUCAUGUUUUCUGGAGUGGCAUAGUCCUGUACUGCCUCAGGGAAGAGGCUCUCAGUGGUGUUGGUUUCAUGCCACAGAAAAACCAUGGCAAGUUCCAGAGGUACCUCGCGUUCUCCUCGGGACAUCGCCAAUGUGAUGCAGAGGCUGCAAGAUGAGCAAGAGAUUGUACAAAAGCGUACUUUCACAAAAUGGAUCAACUCUCAUCUGGCCAAGCGGAAGCCCCCUAUGGUGGUGGAUGAUCUUUUUGAAGACAUGAAAGAUGGUGUCAAACUGCUUGCUCUCCUAGAGGUCCUGUCUGGUCAGAAACUGCCUUGUGAACAAGGACGUCAUAUGAAGCGAAUCCAUGCGGUGGCAAACAUCGGCACUGCACUCAAGUUUCUGGAAGGAAGAAAGAUUAAACUAGUCAACAUUAACUCCACUGAUAUAGCUGAUGGCCGACCAUCAAUAGUUCUUGGAUUGGUGUGGACCAUUAUUCUAUAUUUCCAGAUUGAAGAGUUGACCAGCAACCUGCCACAGCUACAGUCUCUGUCCAGCAGUGCCUCUUCUGUGGACAGCAUCGUCAGCUCUGAGACCGCCAGCCCACCAAGCAAGCGCAAGGUGGCCACCAAGAUCCAAGGAAAUGCCAAGAAAGCUCUAUUAAAAUGGGUGCAGUACACAGCAGGCAAGCAGAUCGGAAUAGAAGUGAAAGAUUUUGGGAGAAGUUGGAGAAGUGGAGUUGCCUUCCAUUCCGUUAUCCAUGCCAUCCGACCUGAGUUGGUGGACUUAGAGAAGGUGAAAGGCAGAUCUAACAGAGAAAAUCUGGAGGAUGCUUUCACUAUUGCUGAAACACAACUGGGCAUUCCAAGACUGCUGGACCCUGAAGAUGUUGAUGUGGAUAAGCCAGAUGAGAAGUCCAUUAUGACUUAUGUGGCCCAGUUUCUGAAACAUUAUCCUGACGUCCACAAUGCAGGCAGUGAUGGGCUAGAAAACGAUAGAGAAGACAGACUAAUUUUGAAGGAAAUGAAAGUUUGGAUAGAACAAUUUGAAAGAGAUUUGACAAGGGCACAGAUGACAGAAUCGAAUUUGCAGGAUAAGUAUCAGUCAUUUAAACACUUCAGAGUCGAAUAUGAAAUAAAAAGGAAACAGAUUGAACAUUUAAUUCAACCAUUACACAGAGAUGGUAAAUUGUCACUUGACCAAGCAUUGGUAAAACAAUCCUGGGACAGAGUGUCCUCCAGGCUGUUUGAUUGGCAUAUACAGCUUGAUAAAUCUCUUCCUGCGCCUCUGGGCACUAUAGGUGCCUGGCUGUACAGGGCAGAGGUGGCCCUGAGAGAGGAAAUAACCAUUCAGCAAGUCCAUGAGGAAACAGCAAACACAAUACAACGGAAACUGGAGCAACAUAAGGAUCUGCUUCAAAACACAGAUGCCCACAAAAGAGCAUUCCAUGAAAUCUAUCGGACCAGGUCUGUCAACGGGAUCCCAGUGCCACCUGAUCAAUUAGAGGACAUGGCCGAGAGGUUUCACUUUGUUUCCUCCACAUCAGAGCUGCACUUAAUGAAAAUGGAAUUUCUAGAAUUAAAGUACCGUCUGCUCUCACUGCUGGUUCUUGCAGAGUCAAAGCUAAAGUCUUGGAUCAUCAAGUACGGGAGACGAGAGUCGGUGGAGCUGCUUCUACAAAACUACAUUUCUUUCAUAGAAAAUAGCAAGUUCUUUGAACAAUAUGAAGUGACAUACCAGAUCCUGAAACAGACAGCUGAGAUGUACGUCAAAGCAGACGGUUCAGUGGAAGAAGCUGAGAAUGUGAUGAAAUUCAUGAAUGAAACCACAGCUCAGUGGAGGAAUCUCUCAGUUGAAGUACGGAGUGUGAGGAGCAUGCUGGAGGAAGUGAUCUCUAACUGGGAUCGCUAUGGCAACACAGUGGCUAGUCUUCAAGCCUGGCUAGAGGAUGCUGAAAAAAUGCUAAGUCAAUCAGAAACUGCCAAAAAGGAUUUUUUUCGAAAUUUGCCUCAUUGGAUUCAGCAGCAUACCGCCAUGAAUGAUGCUGGCAAUUUUCUAAUUGAAACUUGUGAUGAGAUGGUUUCCCGUGACCUUAAGCAGCAAUUACUACUGCUCAAUGGGAGGUGGAGGGAGUUGUUUAUGGAAGUCAAGCAAUAUGCUCGAGCAGAUGAGAUGGACAGAAUGAAGAAGGAAUAUACAGACUGUGUUACUACCCUCUCUGUUUUCACAACUGAAGCCCAUAGGAAGUUUUCAGAGCCCUUCGACGUCUCUUUUAUUAACAUCAAGUUGUUAAUUCAAGACUUAGAGGAUAUUGAGCAGAGGGUGCCUGUAAUGGAUGCCCAGUACAAGAUGAUCACAAAGACAGCACAUCUCAUUGCCAAAGAGAGCCCCCAAGAAGAAGCCAGCGAGAUGUUUGCAACCAUGUCCAGGCUCAAAGAGCAGCUAGCCAAGGUCAAAGAGUGCUACUCUCCACUUCUGUAUGAGUCUCAGCAGCUGGUGGUUCCAUUGGAGGAAUUAGAAAAGCAGAUAACAUCUUUCUAUGACUUACUCGGAAAAAUCAAUGACAUUAUAACAGUUCUUGAGCGUGAGGCACAAUCUAGUGCUCUUUUUAAACAAAAACAUCAGGAGCUGCUAGCUUGUCAAGAAACCUGUAAGAAAACCUUGGGGCUUGUUGAGAAAGGCAGUCAAACCAUUCAAAAAUUUGUGACCUUGAGCAAUGUGUUAAAGCAUUUUGAUCAGACGAAGCUACAAAGACAGAUUGCUGAUGUUCAUGUUGCUUUUCAGAAUAUGGUAAAGAAAACGGGGGACUGGAAGAAGCAUGCGGAAACCAACAGUCGCUUGAUGAAGAAAUUCGAGGAGUCUCGGGCAGAGUUGGAGAAAGUGCUGCGGGUCGCACAGGAGGGCCUUGAGGAGAAGGGGGAUCCCGAAGAGCUGCUGCCGAAACACACUGAGUUUUUCAGUCAGCUGGAUCAGAGAGUCCUCAAUGCUUUCCUGAAAGCCUGCGAUGAGCUCACGGACAUCCUCCCUGAGCAGGAGCAACAGGGGCUGCAGGAGGCUGUGAGAAAGCUCCAUAAACAAUGGAAGGAUCUUCAAGGAGAGGCCCCUUAUCAUUUGCUGCAUUUGAAGAUUGCUGUGGAGAAGAAGAGAUUCUUAGCCUCUGUAGAAGAAUGCAUGGCUGAGCUGGAGAGAGAGACCAAGCUGGUGCCCCAGGAAGGCAGUGAAAAUAUCAUUAAGGAGCACAGGAUUUUCUUCAGUGACAAAGGUCCUCAUCAUCUCUGUGAGAAAAGGUUACAACUCAUUGAAGAAUUGUGUGGGAAACUCCCAGUCCGGGACCCAGUAAGGGAAACACCUGUAACCUGUCACACGGCCCUGAAAGAGCUCAGAGCUGCCAUUGACUGCACCUAUGCGAAGCUUGUGGAUGACCCAGACAAGUGGAAAGACUACGCCAGCAGAUUUUCUGAGUUGUCAUCUUGGAUAGCUGCAAAGGAGACGCAGUUGAAGGCCUUCAAGGAUAAGGCCAUUGAGACUACCAACUACAGCGAGGUUAAACAUGCCUCCGAUGAGAUCAGGAAUGAUGUUGCCAAAAAAGGGGAGACACUCAGCUGGCUGAAAUCCAGGCUGAAAAUUUUGAUUGAAGUUUCUUCUGAGACUGAAGCACAAAAGCAAGGAGAUGAGCUGGCAAAACUGUCUAGCUCUUUCAAGGCUCUCGUGGCUUUGCUGUCAGAGGUUGAAAAGAUGUUAAGCAACUUUGGGGACUGUGUUCAGUACAAAGAAAUUGUAAAAAGUUCCCUUGAAGAAUUAAUUUCUGGCUCUCAAGAAGUCCAGGAACAAGCUGAGAAGAUCUUGGACACUGAAAAUCUGUUUGAAGCACAGCAAUUACUUCUUCAUCACCAGCAAAAGAUGAAGAUGAUCUCAGCCAAGAAGAGGGACCUACAGCAGCAGAUGGCGCAGACGCAGCAGACAGAAGGCAGGCUGGCUGGCCCUGGCCGGGAGGAGCUUCAGAAGCUAGAGAGCACCCUGGCCAGUGUGGAGCAGGGCAGGGAGAGGCAGGAACGCCGCAUCCAGGUCACCUUAAGGAAAUGGGAGCGAUUUGAGACAAACAAAGAGACAGUGGUCAGAUACCUUUUUCAAACUGGUUCCAGCCAUGAACGCUUCCUGAGUUUUAGCAGUUUGGAAAGCUUAUCUUCAGAACUGGAACAGACAAAGGAAUUUUCUAAGCGGACAGAAAGUAUUGCAAUCCAGGCUGAGAACCUGGUUAAGGAAGCUUCAGAGAUACCACUGGGGCCCAAGAAUAAGCAAUUGCUUCAGCAACAGGCUGCGUCAAUCAAAGAGCAGGUCAAAAAACUAGAAGACACGCUUGAAGAAGAUAUUAAAACCAUGGAAAUGGUGAAAAACAAGUGGGAUCAUUUUGGCAGUAAUUUUGAGAACCUGUCCGUCUGGAUAACUGAAAAAGAGAAAGAACUCAAUGCCUUGGAAACUUCAUCCUCUGCCAUGGACAUGCAGAUCAGCCAAAUUAAGGUGACAAUCCAGGAGAUUGAGAGUCAGAUCAGCAGCAUUACAGGGUUAGAAGAAGAAGCUCAGUCUUUUGCUCAGUUUAUUACCACUGGGGAAUCUGCUCGAAUCAAAGCCAAGUUGACACAGAUAAGAAGAUACUGGGAAGAGCUCCGAGAGCAUGCUCAGUGCCUUGAAGGAACAGUCCUGGGGCAUUUGUCUCAGCAGCAAAAGUUUGAAGACGAUCUUCAAAAGAUCCAGCAGUCUGUGUCUGAAUUUGAAGACAAACUUAAUGAUCCAAUUAAAAUAUGUUCUUCGGCUACAGAAACAUACAGAGUUCUCCAAGAACAUAUGGAUCUCUGUCAGGCCCUGGAGUCCCUGAGCAGCACAGUGACUGCCCUCUCUGCCAGUGCCCGGAAGGUGGUGCACAGAGAAUCCUGCCUGCAGGAAGCGGCUGCUCUGCAACAACGUUAUGAGGGGACCCUCCGGAAGGCUAAGGAGAGACAGACUGCGCUGGAGGACCUUCUGGCCCACUGGCAGAGGCUCGAGAAAGAACUGUCAUCCUUUUUGACCUGGUUAGAGCGAUGUGAAGCCAUGGCCAGUUCCCCAGAAAUGGGCAUGUCUGCAGACAGAGUCAAAGUGGAGGGUGAACUUCAAUUAAUACAGGCCCUACAGGGUGAAGUGGUGUCUCAGGCCUCCUCCUACAGCAGCCUCUUGCAGUUGAAGGAGUCACUCUUCUCAGUCACCUCCAAGGAAGAUGUAAAAAUGAUCAGAGUACAUUUGGAGCAGCUGGACGAGAGGUGGAGAGACCUACCACAGAUAAUUGGGAAGAGGAUUAAUUUUCUUCAGUCUGUGGUUGCUGAACACCAGCAAUUUGAUGAGCUGCUGCUUUCUGUUUCUGUCUGGAUCAAAGCAUUUCUCAGUGAAUUACAAUCUACUUCUGAGAUAAGCAUCAUGGACCAUCAAGUAGCUUUUACUCGGCAGAAGGAUCAUGCAACAGAAAUAGAGAACAAAAAGGGAGAGCUGCAGAGUCUGCAGGGUCACUUGGCAAAGCUGGGGUCUUUGGGCCAUGCUGAGGACCUCCAUCUGCUCCAGGGCAAGGCGGAGGACUGCCUGCAGCUCUUCGAGGAGGCCAAUCAGGUGGUAGAGAGGAGGCAGCUUGCCCUGUCCCAGCUGGCAGAGUUCCUGCAGACCCACGCCUCUCUGUCCGGGGUUCUCCACCAGCUGAGGCAAACGGUGGAAGCAACCAACAGCAUGAACAAGAAGCAGUCUGACUUGUUGGAGAAGGACCUCGGGGACGCCAUUCGGGAUGUUAAAGCGUUGGAGUCCACUGCCAUCGGUCUCGAUGGCCUUCUUACCAAAGCCCAGUACCAUCUGAAAAGUGGGAGCGGGGAGCAAAGGACGUCCUGUAGAGCCAUGGCUGAUCAGCUCUGUGCAGAAUUAGAGAGGAUCCAGAGCCUUCUGGGGACCAAGCAGAGUGAGGCGGAUGCACUCGCAGUGUUGAAGAAAGCAUUUGAAGACCAGAGAGAGGAGCUGCUGAAAAGCAUUGAGGACAUCGAAGAGAGGACUGACAAGGAAGGCCUGAAGGAGCCCACCCGCCAAGCUCUUCAGCAGAGGUUGAGAGUGUUCAAUCAGUUAGAAGAUGAAUUGAAUUCUCAUGAACAUGAGCUAUGCUGGUUGAAAGACAAAGCUAAACAAAUCGCCCAGAAGGAUGUAGCUUUUGCACCUGAAGUCGACAGAGAGAUAAACCGCUUAGAAGUCACCUGGGAUGAUACCAAAAAGCUAAUUCAUGAAAACCAGGGUCAGUGCUGUGGACUUAUUGAUUUGAUGAGAGAGUAUCAGAACUUGAAGUCAACUGUGUCUCAGGUCCUAGAAAGUGCCAGCAGUGUCAUUGUGACCAGAACUACCAUAAAAGAUCAAGAGGACCUUAAAUGGGCUGUUUCUAAGCAUGAAUCUGCCAAGAAUGAAAUGAAUUGUAAGCAGAAAGAAUUGGACAAUUUUACCAGUAAAGGCAAACACUUGUUAUCUGAACUGAAAAAAGUCCACAGUAGUGAUUUCGCCUUGGUGAAAACAGACAUGGAAGGAACCGUGGACAAGUGGCUGGAUGUAUCAGAGAAAAUUGAAGAAAGCAUAGAUAGGCUGAGGGGCGGCCUGUCCAUUUGGGAGGAUGUACUUUCAAGUAAAGAUGAGAUCGAGGGGUGGUCCAAUAAUUCUCUUCCACAGCUGUCUGAAAAUAUCAACAACCUGAACAACAGCCACAAAACUGAAGAAUUUCUUAGAGAAUUUGAGUCUGAAGUUAAAAACAAAGCACUGAAAUUGGAAGAACUGCAUUCCAAAGUUAAUACACUCAAAGAAUUAACUAAAAAUCCGGAAACACCACCAGACCUUCAGUUUAUAGAAGCAGACUUAAGGCAGAAACUGGAGCAUGCCAAAGAAAUAACAGAAGAAGCCAAAGGAACCUUGAAGGAUUUCACUGCUCGAAGUACACAAGUGGAGAAGUUUAUCGACGACAUCACAGUGUGGCUGGCAAGAGUGGAAGAGUCGCUGAGGAGCUGCGCCCAAGCGGAGACUUGCGAAGGGCUGAGGAAAGUGAAGGAUAUACAAAAAGAGCUUCAAAGUCAGCAGAGCAACAUCAGCUCUACCCAGGAAAACCUCAAUAGCUUGUGCCGCAAGUACCACUCGGUGGAGCUGGAGAGCCUGGGCCGGGCCAUGACAGGGCUGAUAAAGAAGCAGGAAGCUGCCAGCCAGUUGUGCUCCAAGACCCAGGCCAGCCUGCAGGAUUCCCUGGAAAAGCAUUUCAAUGAUUCUAUGCGGGAAUUCCAAGAAUGGUUUUUGGGAGCAAAAGCAGCAGCCAAGGAAUCAUCUGAUAGGACUGGCGACAGCAAAGUCCUAGAGGCAAAGCUCCAGGACCUUCAGAAUAUCUUGGACUCAGUCAGUGAUGGGCAGAGCAAGCUUGAUGCCGUAACUCAAGAAGGACAAACUCUGUAUGCAUACUUGCCUAAGCAAAUUGUCAGCAGCAUCCAGGAGCAAAUCACAAAGGCUAAUGAAGAGUUUCAAGCAUUUCUGAAGCAAUGUCUGAAGGACAAACAGGCUCUACAAGACUGUGUUUCAGAGUUGGGAAGCUUUGAGGAUCAGCACAGAAAACUGAACUUAUGGAUCCAUGAGAUGGAAGAAAGAUUCAACACUGAAAACUUGGGAGAGAGUAAACUGCACAUUCCUGAGAAGAAAAAUGAAGUUCAUAAAGUUGAAAUGUUUCUCGGGGAACUACUAGCUGCAAGAGACUCUCUGGAUAAGCUUUCCCAGAGAGGGCAGCUUCUCAGCGAGGAAGGCCAUGGUGCUGGGAAAGAAGGCCGCCUGUGCUCCCAGCUCCUCACUAGCUACCAGAACUUGCUCAGGAUGACCAAGGAGAGACAUCGGAACUGCCAGCUGGCCCUGCAGGAGCAUGAAGCUCUGGAGGCAGCCCUGCAGAGUAUGUGGUCCCGGGUGACAGACGUUCGAGACAGACUGGCCUGUGCCCAGAGCACUGUCGGGAGCAAAGAGACCUUGGAGAAACGACUGUCACAGAUACAGGACAUUCUCCUGAUGAAAGGGGAAGGAGAAGUUAAGUUGAAUAUGGCCAUUGGCAAAGGAGAACAGGCCUUGAGAAGUAGCAACAGAGAAGGUCAGAAGGCCAUUCAGACCCAGCUGGAGACCCUGAAGAACGUGUGGGCUGACAUCAUGAGCUCCUCUGUCCAUGCUCAGAGCACUCUGGAGUCUGUGAUUAGCCAAUGGAAUGACUAUCUAGAGAAGAAAAGCCAGUUGGAGCAGUGGAUGGAAUCCAUAGAUCAAAAAGUAGAACAGCCCUUACAGCUGCAGCCAGGGCUGAAAGAGAAAUUUUCUCUGCUGGAUCACUUCCAGUCCAUCGUGUCGGAGGCGGAAGAUCAUGCCGGAGCGCUACACCACCUGGCCGCCAAGUCCAGAGAGCUCUACGAGAAGACACAGGAUGAGUCUUUCAAGGAGACAGUUCACAAGGAGCUGAAGACACAGUUCCAUGACAUAACCACUGUGGCCAAGGAAAAAUUGAGGAAAGUGGAAGAGAUUGUGAAAGACCAUCUCAUGUACUUGGAUGCCGUCCAGGAGUUCACCGAUUGGCUCCACUCGGCAAAGGAAGAACUUCACCGGUGGUCAGACAUGUCUGGGGACUCAUCAGCCGCCCAGAAAAAGUUAUCAAAAAUUAAGGAGCUGAUAGAUUCCAGAGAGAUUGGUGCAGGCCGCCUGAGCAGAGUGGAGUCGCUGGCCCCUGAAGUGAAACAGAACACAGCUGCCAGUGGGUGUGAGCUCAUGCAGACGGAGAUGCAGGCCCUGCGCGCCGACUGGAAGCAGUGGGAAGACAGUGUGCUCCAAACGCGGAGCAGCCUGGAGAACCUGGUCAGUCAAAUGGCCCUUUCGGAGCAGGAGUUCUCAGGCCAGGUGGCCCAACUGGAGCAGGCCCUGGAGCAGUUCGGUGCCCUUCUGAAAACCUGGGCUGAGCAGUUAGCCCUCCUGGAAGGCAAGAACACGGACAAGGAGAUAGUGGAAUCCUGGCACAAAGGACAAGAAAUCCUAGAUGAUCUACAAAAAGCAGAGCCCACAACAGAGAAUCUCAAGUCUCAGCUUAAUGAACUUUGUCGAUUUUCCAGAGACCUGAGUACUUACAGUGGGAAAGUUUCUGGCUUGAUUAAAGAAUAUAACUGUCUUUGUUUGCAAGCAUCCAAGGGCUGCCAGAAUAAAGAACAGAUUUUGCAGCAAAGGUUUAGAAAAGCCUUCCGGGAUUUCCAGCAGUGGUUGGUUAAUGCAAAGAUCACUACCGCCAAAUGUUUUGAUAUACCUCAGAAUAUUAGUGAAGUGACGACAAGUCUUCAGAAAAUACAGGAGUUUUCGUCAGAAAGUGAAAAUGGGCAGCAUAAGCUGAACACGAUGCUGUCAAAGGGAGAACUUCUGAGUGCUCUGCUGACCAAAGAGAAAGCAAAAAGUGUCCAGGCCAAGGUUGAAACUGCAAAAGAAGAUUGGAAGAGCUUUCAUUCAAACCUCCACCAAAAGGAAUCUGCCUUGGAGAAUCUAAAGAUCCAAAUGAAGGACUUUGAGGUAAGCGCAGAACCUGUGCAGACCUGGCUGAGUAAGACUGAGAAGCUGGUCCAGGAAAGCAGCAGCCGCCUCUACGAUCUGCCAGCCAAGAGGAGGGAGCAGCAGAAGCUCCAGGAGAAAGUGUCGAGACUGGACAGAAUCGUUGCAGAGCACAAUCAGUUCUCCCUCGGGGUUAAAGAGUUGCAAGACUGGAUGACAGACACCGUUCACGUACUGGAUUCUUACUGUCACCCAACAUCCGACAAAAGCGUGUUGGACAGCAGGAUGCUCAAGCUUGAGGCUCUGCUAUCAGUGAAACAGGAAAAAGAGAUUCAGAUGAAAAUGAUAGUGACCAGGGGGGAAUAUGUUCUGCAGAACACUUCUCCAGAAGGCGUUCCUGCCAUCCAGCAGCAGCUGCAGGCUGUGAAGGAGAGGUGGGCAUCCCUCUUGUCUGCAGCCAUUCGUUGUAAAAGUCAGCUUGAAGGAGCUCUUUCUAAAUGGACAAGCUAUCAGGAUGACGUCCGGCAGUUUUCCAGCUGGAUGGACGGUGUGGAAGCCAGCCUCAAUGAGUCCGAAAGGCAGUGUGCAGAGCUGCGGGAGAAGGUGACUGCGCUCGGCAAAGCCAAGUUGUUAAAUGAAGAAGUAUUGAGUCAUAGCAGCCUGCUGGAGACCAUUGAAGUCAAAGGCGCGGGCAUGACAGAGCACUAUGUCACCCAGUUAGAACUUCAGGAUCUGCAGGAACGAUACCAAACAAUCAAAGAGAGAGCCAAGGAAGUGGUUACCAAAUCUGAAAAACUGGUUCGUCAGCACCAAGAGUAUCAGAGAGACCUACAGGCCUUUCAGGUGUGGCUGGGACAAGAACAAGAAAAGCUUGACCGAUACUCAGUUCUAGAGGGUGAUGCACACACCCUUGAGACAACCUUGCGGGACCUUCAGGAACUGCAAGUGCACUGUGCAGAGGGACAGGCACUGCUCAAUUCAGUGCUGCACACCAGAGAGGACGUGAUCCCAUCAGGCAUCCCCCAGGCAGAGGACCGGGCGCUUGAGUCGCUCCGGCAGGACUGGCAGGCUUACCAGCACAGACUGUCUGAGACCCGGAUGCAGUUCAACAACGUAGUGAACAAGCUGAGGCUGAUGGAGCAGAAGUUCCAGCAAGUUGAUGAAUGGCUAAAAAAAAUGGAGGAGAAAGUGAGUCUCAGGACCGGACGUCAGUCUAACCGAGCCACCAAGGAAUUACAGUUACAUCAGUUGAAGAAGUGGCACGAUGAAGUGGCGGGGCACAGAGAUGAGGUGGAGGAAGUGGGCGCCAGAGCACAGGAGAUCCUGGACGAGAGCCACGUGAACAGCAGGAUGGGCUGCCAGGCCACACAGCUGACCUCCCGAUACCAGGCCCUGCUCCUCCAAGUCCUGGAACAAAUAAACUUCCUGGAAGAAGAGAUCCAGAGUUUGGAGGAAUCAGAAUUCUCUCUCAGUUCCUAUUCCGAUUGGUAUGGCUCUACUCAUAAAAACUUCAAGAAUGUGGCGACUAAAAUUGAUAAAGUAGAUAAAGCCAUGAUGGGGAAGAAGUUGAAGACCUUGGAGGUUUUGUUAAAAGACAUGGAGAAAGGCCACAGUUUGCUAAAAUCAGCCAGAGAGAAAGGAGAGAGGGCUGCUAAGUAUCUGGAGAACGGUGACGCAGAGACAUUAAGAAGAGAGAUCCAUGACCACGUGGAGCAGUUGAAGGAACUGACCAGCACUGUUCGGAAAGAGCACAUGACCCUGGAGAAAGGUCUUCACUUAGCAAAGGAAUUCUCAGAUAAAUGUAAAGCCCUGGCCCGGUGGACCGCAGAAUACCAGGAAGUCCUACGCGUUCCUCAGGAGCCCAAAAUGGAAUUAUAUGAGAAAAAAGCUCAGCUAUCCAAAUACAAGUCCCUACAGCAAAUGGUGCUGUCCCAUGAACCAUCAGUCAACUCGGUGAGAGAGAAAGGUGAAGCUCUUCUGGAACUGGUGCAUGAUGUUACUUUAAAGGACAAAAUAGAUAAACUUCAAGGUGAUUACCAGGACCUCUGCAGCAUGGGAAAGGAGCAUGUACUCAGUCUGGAGGCGAAAGUCAAAGACCAUGAAGACUACAACAGUGAGCUCCAAGAGGUAGAAAAGUGGCUGCUGCAGAUGUCUGGCAGGUUGGUGGCACCUGAUCUUCUGGAGACCAGCAGCCUGGAGAUGAUUACCCAGCAACUGGCCCACCACAAGGCAAUGAUGGAAGAAAUUGCUGGUUUCGAAGAACGUUUGGACAGCCUUAAAAUUAAAGGCGAUGCUUUGAUCAGCCAAUGUGCAGACCAUCUACAAGCAAAGCUGAAACAGAAUGUGCGUGCUCACCUGCAGGGCACAAGGGAUAGCUACUCGGCAAUCUGCAGCACAGCCCAGAGGGUGUACCAGAGUUUGGAACAUGAACUUCAGAAGCAUGUCAGCCGGCAGGACACCCUGCAGCAGUGCCAGGCCUGGCUUUCUGCAGUCCAGCCAGACUUAAAACCCAGCUCGCAGCCACCUCUUAGCAGGACCGAAGCCGUUAAGCAGGUCAAACACUUCAGAGCUUUGCAAGAGCAGGCGAGGACCUACUUGGAUCUCCUUUGCUCCAUGUGUGACUUGUCCAACUCUUCAGUGAAAACCACAGCAAAAGACAUUCAACAAACAGAGCAAAUGAUUGAGCAAAGACUGGUCCAGGCACAGAACUUAACGCAGGGCUGGGAAGAAAUCAAGCACCUGAAAGCUGAGCUCUGGAUUUAUCUUCAGGAUGCUGAUCAGCAGCUGCAGAAUAUGAAGAGAAGGCACUCUGAGCUGGAGCUCAAUAUUGCACAGAACAUGGUUUCCCAAGUAAAGGAUUUCAUGAAGCAACUGCAGUGCAAAGAGGCAUCAGUGGGUGCCAUCUUGGACAAGGUGAAUAACUUAACAAAGAACCAGCAGUCUCCUGAACACAAAGAAGUCAGCCACUUGAAUGAUCAGUGGCUGGAUCUAUGCCUUCAGUCUGACAAGCUUUGCACGCAGAGGGAACAGGACCUUCAGCGGACAAGAGAUUACCACGACCGUAUGAAUGUUGUUGAAGCCUUCUUAGAAAAGUUUACCACGGAAUGGGAUAGCUUGGCCAGAUCCGACGCCGAGAGUACGGCUGUCCACCUGGAAGCUCUGAACAAGUUGGCAUUGGCAUUGCAGGAGAGAAAACACGCCAUCGAGGACCUCAAAGAGCAAAAACAGAAGAUGAUAGAGCAUCUGAACUUAGAUGACAAAGAACUGGUCAAAGAACAGACGAGUCACUUUGAACAGCGCUGGUUUCAGCUCGAGGACCUUGUUAAGAGGAAAAUCCAAGUGUCUGUCACCAACUUGGAGGAGCUGAACGUGGUGCAGUCCCGAUUCCAGGAGCUAAUGGAGUGGGCAGAAGAGCAGCAGCCCAACAUUGCUGAGGCCCUGAAGCAGAGCCCCCCUCCCGACAUGGCUCAGAACCUCCUCAUGGAUCACCUGGCCAUCUGCAGCGAGCUGGAGGCCAAACAGAUGCUCCUGAAAUCGCUCACCAAGGAUGCCGACCGGGUGAUGGCUGAUCUUGGCUUAAACGAGCGGAAGGUGAUCCAGAAGGCCCUUUCGGAUGCACAGAAACACGUGAAUUGUCUGAGCGACUUAGUAGGCCAGCGAAGAAAGUACUUGAACAAGGCCUUGUCUGAGAAAACCCAGUUUCUCAUGGCAGUGUUCCAGGCGACCAGCCAAAUUCAGCAACACGAGCGAAAGAUCAUGUUCCGAGAACACAUCUGCCUGUUACCGGAUGACGUGAGCAAACAAGUGAAAACAUGCAAGAGCGCACAAGCCAGCCUCAAAACCUACCAAAACGAAGUCACUGGACUUUGGGCCCAGGGUCGCGAAUUAAUGAAAGGAGUCACAGAGCAGGAAAAGGGCGAGGUGCUGGGUAAGCUCCAGGAAUUGCAGAGUGUCUAUGACAACGUUUUGCAAAAAUGUGGUCAUCGGUUACAAGAACUGGAGAAGAAUUUAGUUUCAAGGAAGCACUUUAAGGAGGAUUUCGAUAAAGCUUGCCACUGGCUAAAACAAGCAGAUAUUGUUACAUUUCCUGAAAUCAAUCUCAUGAACGAGAGCACAGAGCUUCAUUCACAACUGGACAAAUACCAACAUAUUCUUGAACAAUCUCCAGAAUAUGAAAAUCUUCUACUUACACUCCAGAGAACCGGGCAGGCCAUGUUACCAUCGCUGAAUGAAGUCGAUCAUUCCUACCUGAGCGAAAAGCUUAAUGCUCUGCCCCAACAAUUUAACGUCAUCGUUGCCUUGGCUAAAGACAAGUUCUAUAAAGUCCAAGAAGCAAUUCUCGCUCGGAAAGAAUAUGCUUCCCUGAUAGAGUUGACCGCCCAGUCUCUGAGUGAGCUGGAAGAUCAGUUCUUGAAGAUGAAGAAAGUUCCCACCGACCUGGCCUCUGAAGAGUGUCUGUCUCUUCAGGAGGGCUGCAGAGUCCUGCUGGGCGAGGUGGCAGGCCUUGGGGAGGCGCUGGAUGAACUGAACCAGAAGAAAGAGAGUUUCCGUAGCACAGGUCAGCCCUGGCAGCCAGAUAAGAUGCUGGACCUGGUCGCCAUGUAUCACAGGCUGAAGCGACAAACAGAACAGAGGGUCAGCUUAUUGGAAGACACCACGAGCGCUUACCAAGAACAUGAAAAGAUGUGCCAACAGCUGGAGAGACAGCUGGAGGCUGUGAAAACAGAGCAGACCAAAGUGAAUGAGGAGACUUUGCCUGCAGAGGAGAAGCUCAAAAUGUACCACUCGUUGGCAGGAAGCCUGCAGGACUCGGGGAUUCUGCUGAAGCGGGUGGCCUUGCAUCUGGAGGACCUUGUUCCACAGCUGGAUCCUGUGGCCUAUGAGAGAGCCAAGCAGCAGAUCCAGUCGUGGCAAGAGGAGCUGAAACUCCUGACCACUGGCAUUGGUGGAACCGUGGCAGAGUGUGAGAGCCGAAUGGUGCAGAGCAUCGACUUUCAGACGGAGAUGAGCCGCUCCCUGGACUGGCUGCGCAGGGUGAAGGCCGAGCUCACUGGGCCCGUGUGCCUGGACCUCAGCCUCCAGGACAUCCAGGAGGAAAUCCGAAAGAUCCAGAUCCACCAGGAAGAGGUGCAGUCCAGCCUGAGAAUCAUGAGGGCCCUGAGUAGCAAGGAGAAGGAGAAGUUCACAAAGGCCAAGGAACUGAUCACAGCUGACCUGGAGCACACCCUCGCUGAGCUCGCGGAGCUGGACGGAGACGUGCAGGAAGCCCUGCGCACCCGGCAGGCUACCUUGACUGAAAUAUAUAGUCAGUGUCAAAGGUAUUAUCAAGUAUUCCAAGCAGCUAAUGACUGGCUUGAGGAUGCCCAAGAAAUGUUACAGCUGGCGGGCAAUGGUUUAGAUGUGGAGAGCGCAGAGGAGAAUCUCAAGAGCCACCUGGAGUUUUUCAGCACAGAGGAUCAAUUCCACAGUAAUCUGGAGGAGCUCCAAGGCCUGGUGGCCAAGCUGGACCCACUGAUCAAGCCCACUGGCAAAGAAGAUCUGGCACAGAAGAUGGCUUCCCUGGAGGAGAGGAGCCAGAGGACCAUCCAGGGCUCACAUGCCCAGUUAGACCUCUUGCAGAGAUGUACAGUUCAAUGGCAAGAUUACCAGAAAACAAAGGAAGAGGUUAUUGAAUUGAUGAAUGAUGCAGAAAAGAAAUUGUCUGGGUUUUCUUUGUUGAAGACUUCUUCCAGUCAUGCAGCAGAAGAAAAACUGUCAGAACACAAGGCUUUAGAGUCAGUAGUUAACUCUUUCCGUGAGAAAAUUGUGGCCCUAGAGGAGAAAGCAUCCCAACUGGAGAAAAUUGGAAAUGAGGCGAGCAAGGCCACCCUGAGCAGGUCAAUGACCACUGUCUGGCAGCGGUGGACUCGCCUUCGUGCUGUGGCCCAGGACCAGGAGAAGAUUCUGGAAGAUGCAGUGGAGGAGUGGAGGGGCUUGAAUGAUAAGGUUAAAAAAGCCACUGAAAUGAUUGAUCAGCUGCAAGAUAAAAUGCCUGGAAGUUCAGCAGAGAAAGUUUCAAAAGCAGAACUCUUGGCCCUUCUCGAACACCAUGAUACAUGCGCACUGGAGUUGGAACAGCAGCAGCUGGCCUUGGGCACACUACAGCAGCGGGCACUGAGCAUGCUCCAGGAUGUAGCCAUCCCCAGCCCUGGAGAAGAGCCGCCCAUCCUGCAAGAGAUCACAGCAAUGCAAGAUCGGUGCCUCAACAUGCAGGAGAAAGUGAAGAAUAACGGAAAACUGGCAAAGCAGGAGCUGCAGGAUCGAGAAGCAGUGGAAACUCAAAUAAAUUCUGUGAAAUCCUGGGUUCAAGAAACGAAAGAAUAUUUAGGGAAUCCAACAAUAGAAGUUGAUGCUCAGCUGGAAGAACUGCAGACCCUCUUGACAGAAGCCACAAAUCACCGGCAGAACAUUGAGAAAAUGGCUGAAGAACAGAAGGAGAAGUACUUGGGUCUGUACACAAUCCUGCCUUCUGAAAUCUCUCUUCAGUUAGCUGAAGUCGCACUGGACCUAAAGAUCUAUGAGCAGAUCCAAAACAAAGUGAAAGAAGUUGAACGGAGCAAGGCCAUGAGCCAGGAAUAUGGCCGGCAAAUUCAGAAGAUAGCCAAGGAUCUCACAACUAUUCUAACGAAGCUGAAAGCAAAAACUGAAAAUUUAGCUCAAGCUAAAGCUGACCAAAAGAUGCUGGGAGAGGAACUGGAUGGCUGUAAUUUGAAGUUAAUUGAAUUAGAUGCAGCAGUACAGAAGUUCUCGGAACAGAACAGCCAACUGGGCAAGCCAUUGGUCAACAAGAUAGGAAAGCUGACUGAACUCCACCAGCAGACCCUCAGGCAGGCUGAAAAUCGGUUCUCCAAGCUCAACCAGGCGGCAUCCCAUUUAGAAGAAUACAAUGAAAUGCUUGAAUUAAUUUUGAAAUGGAUUGAGAAAGCUAAGGACUUGGUACAUGGAAAUAUUGCAUGGAAUUCUGCAAGUCAGCUUCGGGAACAAUACAUUUUGCAUCAGACCCUGCUAGAAGAGUCUGAAGAAAUUUACACUGAUCUGGAAGCAAUGACGGAGAAAUUGCAGUACCUCUCUAGUGUAUACUGUACAGAAAAGAUGUCUCAGCAAGUGGUGGAACUGGGACGGGAGACUGAGGAGUUGCGGCAGGUGAUCAAAAUUCGAAUGCAGAACCUCCAAGAUGCAGCCAAGGAUAUGAAAAAAUUUGAAGCGGAGCUGAAAAACUUACAAGCUGCUUUGGAACAAGCCCAGACCACCCUAACUUCUCCAGAAGUUGGGCGUUUGAGUCUCAAGGAACAACUGUCUCAUCGACAGCAUUUGCUAUCUGAGAUGGAGUCACUAAAACCGAAGGUGCAGGCUGUGCAGCUCUGCCAGAGCGCUCUCCGGAUCCCCGAGGACGUGGUGGCCAGCCUACCGCUCUGCCACGCUGCUCUGCGGUUGCAGGAGGAGGCGAGCCGGCUGCAGCACACAGCCAUCCAGCAGUGCAACAUCAUGCAGGAGGCUGUUGUGCAGUAUGAGCAAUAUGAGCAAGAAAUGAAGCAUCUCCAGCAACUGAUAGAAGAAGCGCACGGAGAGGUUGAGGACAAACCUGUGGCCACCAGCAACAUCCAGGAGCUGCAAGCCCAGAUUUCUCAGCACGAGGAGCUGGCGCAGAAAAUCAAGGGCUACCAGGAGCAGAUCGCCUCGUUGAAUUCCAAGUGCAAGAUGCUGACGAUGAAAGCCAAGCACGCCACCAUGCUGCUGACGGUGACCGAGGUGGAGGGGCUGGCGGAAGGCACCGAGGACCUGGACGGGGAGCUCCUCCCCGCCUCUUCGACCCACCCCUCUGUGGUCAUGAUGACUGCAGGUCGCUGUCACACUUUGCUGUCACCUGUCACUGAGGAGUCUGGGGAGGAGGGAACCAACAGUGAGAUUUCCUCUCCACCUGCCUGUCGCUCCCCUUCACCUGUGGCUAAUACAGAUGCUUCUGUUAACCAGGACAUUGCUUAUUACCAAGCCUUGUCGGCUGAGCGGCUACAAACAGAUGCUGCAAGGAUUCACCCCAGCACAGCGGCCUCCCAGGAGUUCUAUGAACCAGGACUGGAGCCCUCUGCUACUGCCAAACUGGGUGAUUUGCAGCGUUCUUGGGAAACCUUAAAAAACGUGAUCAGUGAAAAGCAGCGCACCCUCUACGAAGCUUUGGAACGGCAGCAAAAGUACCAGGACUCCCUCCAGUCCAUCUCCACCAAAAUGGAGGCCAUCGAGAUGAAGCUUGGCGAGAGUCUCAAGCCCAGCAAGAGCCCAGAAAGCCAGAUGGCCGAACAUCAGGCCCUGAUGGACGAGAUCCUCAUGCUCCAGGAUGAAAUCAAUGCUCUGCAGUCAGCUCUCGCGGACGAGCUGGUGUCUGAGUCUCGGGAGUGUGACCCCGCAGAGCAGCUGGCCUUGCAGUCCACGCUCACCGUCCUGGCCGAGCGAAUGUCCACCAUCAGGAUGAAAGCGGCUGGGAAGCGGCAGCUCCUGGAGGAGAAGUUAAAUGAUCAGCUGGAGGAACAGAGGCAGGAGCAGGCCCUGCAGAGGUAUCGCUACGAAGCAGACGAGUUGGACCACUGGCUCUUGAAUACUAAAGCCACCCUGGAUGUUGCACUGGGUUCACCUAAAGAGCCCAUGGACAUGGAGGCCCAGCUGGUGGACUGCCAGAAUAUGCUGGUGGAAAUAGAGCAGAAGGUGGUGGCCUUAUCGGAGCUGUCCGUCCACAAUGAAAACCUGCUGCUGGAGGGCAAGGCUCACACCAAGGAUGAGGCUGAGCAGCUGGCGGUGAAGCUGAGGACCCUCAAGGGGAGCCUCCUGGAGCUGCAGAGAGCCCUGCACGACAAGCAGCUCAACAUCCAGCAGGGAGCCGCCCAAGAGAAGGAAGACAGCGAUGUUGACCUCACGGCCACUCAGAGCCCCGGUGUGCAGGAAUGGCUGGCUCAAGCUCGAACCACAAGGACCCACCAGCGGCAGAACAGUCUCCAGCAACAGAAAGAGCUGGAACAAGAAUUAGCUGAACAGAAGAGCCUCCUGCGCUCAGUAGCCAGUCGUGGGGAGGAGAUCCUGACCCAACACUCAGCCUUGGAGACCUCGGGUGGCCUUGGCGAAAAACCUGAUGUGUUAUCCCAGGAAUUGGGGAUGGAAGGGGAGAAAUCAUCUGCAGAAGACCAGAUGAGAAUGAAAUGGGAAAGCCUGCACCAAGAAUUUAGUACCAAGCAGAAACUACUACAGAAUGUUCUGGAACAGGAACAAGAGCAAGUGCUUUACAGCAGGUCAAAUCGACUCCUGUCCGGCGUGCCACUGUACAGAGGGGAUGGGCAGGCGCAAGACAAAUCCGCAGUGACGUCUUUGCUGGAUGGACUGAACCAGGCCUUCCAGGAGGUUUCGUCCCAGGGUGGAGGAGCCAAGAGGCAGGACGUGCACCUGGAGCAAAAGCUGUACGACGGAGUCUCAGCCACCUCCACCUGGCUAGAUGACGUUGAGGAGCGCUUGUUUGUCGCCACCGCACUUCUGCCCGAAGAAACAGAGACGUGUCUCUUCAACCAAGAGGCCCUUGCCAAAGACAUUAAGGAAAUGUCUGAAGAAAUGGAUAAGAAUAAGAACUUGUUUUCCCAAACUUUUCCCGAGAAUGGCGAUAACCGGGAUGUCAUUGAAGAUACUUUGGGGUGUCUUUUGGGCAGAUUGUCCUUAUUAGACACAGUAGUGAAUCAGCGAUGUCAUCAGAUGAAGGAAAGACUUCAGCAAAUACUAAAUUUCCAGAAUGACCUGAAGGUGUUGUUUACAUCACUGGCUGACAAUAAAUACAUCAUUCUGCAGAAACUGGCAAAUGUGUUUGAACAGCCUGUAGCAGAACAAAUAGAGGCAAUACAACAGGCUGAAGAGGGACUAAAGGAACUGGAUGCAGGAAUCACUGAAUUAAAAAGGCGUGGUGACAAAUUGCAGAUGGAGCAGGCUUCCCUACAAGAACUCUCCAAGCUCCAGGACAUGUAUGAUGAGCUGAUGAUGACCAUUGGCUCUCGGAAGAGUGGUCUGAACCAAAAUCUUGCUCUCAAGAGCCAGUAUGAAAGGGCCUUGCAAGAUCUGGCUGACCUGCUAGAAACCGGACGAGAGAAGAUGGCAGGGGACCAGAAAAUCACUGUGUCUUCCAAAGAGGAAAUCCAACAACUGCUCCACAAACAUAAGGAGUACUUUCAGGGCCUGGAAGCUCACAUGAUCUUGACAGAAACACUCUUCAGAAAGAUCAUCAGCUUUGCAGUCCCAAAAGAAACCCAGUUCCACACAGAGCUGAUGGCUCAGGCAUCCGCUGUGCUGAAGGGGGCUCACAAGAGAGGCGUGGAGCUGGAGUACAUUCUAGAGACAUGGUCCCAUCUGGACGAAGACCGCCAAGCACUCAGCAGGCAGCUGGAGGUGGUGGAAAACAGCAUCCCGAGCGUGGGCCUGGUGGAGGAGAGCGAGGACAGGCUCACGGAACGCACAAGCCUCUACCAGCACUUAAAAUCCAGCCUUAAUGAAUACCAGCCCAAAUUAUAUCAAGUAUUAGAUGAUGGAAAACGACUUCUGAUAUCUAUCAGCUGCUCAGAUCUAGAAAGCCAACUAAAUCAACUUGGAGAGCGCUGGCUCAAUAAUACCAACAAAGUGUCUAAAGAACUUCACAGAUUGGAAACAAUUUUGAAACACUGGACCAGGUAUCAAAGUGAAUCUGCAGAUCUGAUUCGCUGGUUACAAUCUGCAAAAGACAGGCUAGCAUUUUGGACUGAACAGUCUGUGACAGUCCCUCAAGAGCUGGAAAUGGUCCGUGAUCAUCUGAAUGCUUUCCUGGAGUUUUCUAAAGAAGUGGAUGCCAAAUCUUCCCUGAAAUCAUCUGUCCUAAGCACAGGAAAUCAGCUCCUUCGAUUAAAGAAGGUGGAUACAGCUGCCCUUCGUACUGAGCUGUCUCACAUUGAUGGCCAGUGGACUGAACUGCUGACCAAUAUUCCAGCUAUACAAGAGAAGCUUCACCAGCUCCAAAUGGACAAGCUGCCUUCCCGCCAUGCCAUUUCUGAAGUCAUGGGUUGGAUUUCUCUGAUGGAAAGUGUUAUCCGAAAGGAUGAAGAGGACAUAAAAAAUGCCAUAGGUUACAAGGCAAUUCAUGAAUAUCUUCAAAAAUAUAAAGGUUUUAAGAUAGACAUAAACUGUAAACAGUUGACGGUCGAUUUUGUGAACCAGUCUGUACUACAAAUCAGCAGUCAGGAUGUGGAGAGCAAGCGCAGUGACAAGACUGAUUUUGCUGAGCAGCUGGGAGCAAUGAAUAAAAGCUGGCAAAUCCUGCAAGGUCUGGUAACUGAGAAGAUCCAGCUAUUAGAAGGCUUGCUGGAAUCUUGGUCAGAAUAUGAAAAUAAUGUGCAGUGUCUAAAAACUUGGUUCGAAACCCAGGAAAAGAAACUGAAACAGCAACAUCAAAUUGGAGAUCAGGCUUCCGUUCAGAACACACUGAAAGAUUGUCAGGAUCUAGAAGAUUUGAUUAAAGCCAAAGAAAAAGAAGUAGAGAAAAUUGAGCAGAAUGGACUUACUUUGAUUCAGAACAAAAAAGAAGAAGUCUCUGGCACUGUCAUGAGCACCCUGCGGGAGCUCAACCAAGCCUGGGCAAAUCUGGACCACAUGGUUGGGCAGUUAAAGAUACUGUUGAAAUCAGUUCUUGACCAAUGGAGCAAUCACAAAAUGGCCUUUGACGAAAUAAACAGUUACCUCAUGGAAGCCAGAUAUUCUCUGUCCCGAUUCCGCCUGCUGACCGGCUCCUUAGAAGCCGUGCGAGUGCAGGUGGACAACCUUCAGAGUCUUCAUGAUGAUCUAGAAAAGCAGGAAAAGAGCUUACAAAAAUUUGGCUCUGUCACCAACCAACUGUUAAAAGAAUGUCACCCACCUGUGACAGAAACUCUCACCAAUACAUUGAAAGAAGUCAAUAUGAGAUGGAAUAACUUGUUGGAAGAGAUUGCUGAGCAGCUGCUCUCCAGCAAGGCCCUCCUUCAGCUCUGGCAGAGAUACAAGGACUACUCCAAACAGUGUGCCUCUACAGUCCAGCAGCAGGAGGACAGAACCAAUGAGUUAUUGAAGGCCGCCACCAACAAGGACAUCGCAGACGAGGAAGUGGCUACAUGGAUCCAGGAUUGUAAUGACCUCCUCAAAGGACUGGGGACAGUAAAGGAUUCCCUUUUUGUUCUCCAUGAGCUGGGAGAGCAGCUCAAGCAGCAAGUGGGUGCUUCAGCAGCCUCAGCCGUCCAGUCCGAUCAGCUCUCUUUGACUCAACACCUAGGUGCCCUGGAGCAGGCUCUUUGCAAACAGCAGACCGUGCUACAGGCUGGAGUAGUUGACUAUGAAACCUUUGCCAAGAGCUUAGAAGCUCUGGAGGGCUGGAUGGUGGAAGCCCAGGAAAUACUGCAAGAGCAAGACCCGACCCACUCCUCUGACCUCUCCACCAUCCAGGAGAGGAUGGAAGAACUGAAGGGACAAAUGUUAAAAUUCAGCAGCAUGGCUCCAGAUUUAGACCGUCUAAAUGAACUGGGAUAUAGGCUACCGCUGAAUGAUAAGGAAAUCAAAAGGAUGCAAAAUCUGAACCGCCACUGGUCUCAGAACUCCUCUCAGACUACAGAAAGAUUCAGUAAGUUGCAGUCAUUUUUACUACAACAUCAGACUUUCUUGGAAAAAUGUGAAACAUGGAUGGAAUUCUUGGUCCAAACGGAACAAAAGUUAGCAGUAGAGAUUUCAGGCAACUAUCAGCAUCUAUUGGAACAGCAGAGAGCACAUGAGUUGUUUCAAGCCGAGAUGUUCAGCCGUCAGCAGAUUUUACACUCGAUCAUUAUUGAUGGGCAACGUCUUCUAGAACAAGGUCAAGUUGAUGACAGGGAUGAGUUCAACCUGAAGUUGACCCUCCUCAGUAAUCAGUGGCAGGGAGUGAUUCGCAGAGCCCAGCAGAGGCGGGGGAUCAUCGAUAGCCAGAUUCGCCAGUGGCAACGCUACAGGGAGAUGGCAGAGAAGCUCCGUAAAUGGUUGGUGGAGGUGUCCUAUCUGCCCGUGAGUGGCCUUGGAAGCAUCCCCGUGCCACUGCAACAAGUCAGGACCCUCUUUGAUGAAGUGCAGUUCAAAGAAAAGGUGUUCCUGCGACAACAAGGGAGCUACAUCCUGACUGUGGAGGCUGGCAAGCAGCUCCUGCUGACUGCAGACAGCGCAGCCGAGGCCGCCUUGCAAGCCGAACUCACCGAAAUCCAAGAGAAGUGGAGAUUGGCCAGCAUGCACCUGGAGGAGCAGAAGAAAAAACUGGCUUUCUUGCUGAAAGACUGGGAAAAAUGUGAAAAAGGAAUUGCUGAUUCCCUGGAGAAACUACGGACAUUCAAAAAGAAGCUUUCCCAGCCUCUACCAGAUCAUCAUGAGGAGCUUCAUGCAGAGCAAAUGCGAUGCAAGGAAUUAGAAAGUGCCGUUGGGAGCUGGACGGAUGACUUGGCAGAGCUGACUUUGCUGCGGGGCUCCCUGUCUGCCUACAUCAGUGCUGACGACAUCUCCAUCCUUAAUGAGCGCAUAGAGCUCCUGCAGAGGCAGUGGGAAGAACUGUGCCACCAGGUCUCCUUGAGGCGGCAGCAGGUAAAUGAGAGACUGAAUGAAUGGGCGGUCUUCAGCGAAAAGAACAAGGAGCUCUGUGAGUGGCUGACUCAGAUGGAGAGCAAGGUUUCUCAGAACGGAGACAUCCUCAUCGAGGAAAUGAUCGAGAAACUCAAGAAGGAUUAUCAAGAGGAAAUUGCUGUUGCCCAAGAGAACAAAAUACAGCUCCAGCAAAUGGGAGAACGACUUGCCAAAGCCAGCCAUGAAAGCAAAGCUUCAGAGAUUGAAUACAAGCUUGGAAAGGUCAACGACCGGUGGCAGCAUCUCCUGGAUCUCAUUGCAGCCAGGGUGAAGAAGCUGAAGGAGACUCUGGUGGCUGUACAGCAGCUUGAUAAGAACAUGAGCAGCCUGAGGACUUGGCUCGCUCACAUUGAGUCAGAGCUGGCCAAGCCCAUCGUCUAUGAUUCCUGUAACUCUGAAGAAAUACAGAGAAAGCUUAAUGAGCAGCAGGAGCUUCAGAGAGACAUAGAGAAGCACAGUACCGGUGUUGCCUCUGUCCUUAACCUGUGUGAAGUCCUGUUGCAUGACUGUGAUGCUUGUGCCACCGAUGCUGAGUGUGACUCCAUCCAGCAGGCUACUCGAAACCUGGACCGGCGGUGGAGAAACAUCUGUGCUAUGUCCAUGGAAAGGAGGCUCAAAAUCGAAGAGACCUGGAGAUUGUGGCAGAAGUUUCUGGAUGACUAUUCUCGGUUUGAAGAUUGGCUGAAGAUUUCAGAAAGGACUGCAGCUUUCCCCAGCUCUUCUGGGGUGCUCUAUACAGUUGCUAAGGAAGAACUAAAGAAAUUUGAGGCUUUCCAGCGACAGGUCCAUGAGAGCCUGACCCAGCUGGAGCUGAUCAACAAGCAGUACCGUCGCCUGGCCAGGGAGAAUCGCACAGAUUCCGCAUGUAGCCUCAAACAGAUGGUGCACGAAGGCAACCAGAGAUGGGACAACCUGCAGAAGCGUGUCACCUCCAUCCUGCGCAGACUCAAGCAUUUCAUUAGCCAGCGCGAGGAGUUUGAGACUGCGCGGGACAGCAUUCUGGUCUGGCUAACAGAGAUGGAUCUACAACUCACUAAUAUCGAACAUUUUUCUGAGUGUGAUGUUCAAGCUAAAAUAAAGCAGCUCAAGGCCUUCCAGCAGGAAAUUUCACUAAACCACAACAAGAUUGAGCAGAUAAUUGCCCAAGGGGAACAGCUGAUAGAAAAGAGCGAGCCCCUCGAUGCUGCAGUCAUCGAAGAGGAACUGGACGAACUCCGUCGCUACUGCCAGGAGGUCUUUGGGCGCGUGGAAAGAUACCACAAGAAGUUGAUCCGCCUGCCUCUGCCAGACGAUGAGCAUGACCUCUCUGACCGGGAGCUCGAUGACUCUGCUGCUCUCUCGGACCUGCGCUGGCAGGACCCCUCUGCGGACGCACUCUCCCCGCAGCCUUCCUCCAACCCCUCCCUCUCCCUUCCCCAGCCCCUCCGGAGCGAGCGGUCGGGAAGGGACACCCCGGCCAGCGUGGACUCCAUCCCCCUGGAGUGGGAUCAUGACUAUGACCUCAGUCGUGACCUGGAGUCUGCAGUGUCCAGGACUCUGCCCUCUGAGGAUGAAGAGGGUCAGGAAGACAAGGAAUUCUACCUCAGGGGAGCUGUUGGCUUAUCAGAUGUAGUGAUCCCUGAAAGCCCUGAGGCCUAUGUAAAACUCACAGAAAAUGCAAUCAGAGAUACCUCUGGAGAUCGUAGCGCCUUGGAGUCACAGAUCCGACAAUUGGACAAAGCCCUGGAUGACAGCCGCUUCCAGAUGCAGCAAACUGAAAAUAUUCUUCGCAGCAAAACUCCCACGGGGCCAGAGCUGGACUCCAGCUACAAAGGCUAUAUGAAACUGCUGGGAGAAUGUAGUGGCAGCAUAGAUUCAGUGAGGAGAUUGGAGCACAAGCUGAAGGAGGAAGAAGACAGCUUUCCUGGCUUUGUCAACCUGAAUAGCACCGAGACCCAGACAGCUGGUGUCAUUGACCGAUGGGAGCUGUUACAGGCCCAGGCAUUGAGCAAGGAGUUGAGAAUGAAGCAGAACCUCCAGAAAUGGCAGCAGUUCAACUCGGACCUGAACAACAUCUGGGCCUGGCUGGGGGAGACAGAGGAAGAACUGGAGCAUCUCCAACGCUUGGAGCUCAGCACCGACAUCCAGACCAUCGAGCUCCAAAUCAAAAAGCUCAAGGAGCUUCAGAGAGCCGUGGACCACCGCAAAGCCAUCAUCCUCUCCAUCAAUCUCUGCAGUUCUGAGUUCACCCAGGCUGACAGUAAGGAGAGCCGGGACCUGCAGGACCGGUUGUCCCAGAUGAACGGGCGCUGGGACCGGGUGUGCUCUCUGCUGGAGGACUGGCGGGGACUGCUGCAGGACGCACUGAUGCAGUGCCAGGAUUUCCAUGAAAUGAGCCAUGGUUUGCUUCUGAUGCUGGAGAAUAUCGACAGGAGGAAAAAUGAAAUUGUCCCUAUCGAUGCCAGCCUUGAUGCAGAGAUACUUCAGGACCAACAUAAACAGCUUAUGCAAAUAAGGCGUGAGCUGUUGGAGUCCCAGCUCAGAGUGGCCUCACUGCAAGACAUGUCUGGCCAACUCCUGGUGAAUGCUGAAGGUACAGACUGUUUAGAAGCCAAAGAAAAAGUCCAUGUUAUUGGGAACCGGCUCAAACUUCUCUUGAAGGAGGUCAGUCGGCAUAUCAAAGAUCUGGAGAAGUUAUUGGACAUGUCGAGCAGUCAGCAGGACUUGUCCUCCUGGUCUUCUGCUGAUGAGCUGGACACCUCGGGAUCUGUGAGUCCUGCAUCAGGAAGAAGCACCCCGAACAGACAGAAAUCGCCACGAGGCAAAUGUAGUCUCUCACAGCCUGGACCCUCUGUCAGCAGUCCAAAUAGCAGGUCCACAAAAGGUGGCUCCGAUUCCUCCCUUUCUGAGCUACGGCCAGCUCGGUCAGGCAGAGCCUUCCUGCUCAGAGUCCUCCGGGCGGCUCUCCCCCUUCAACUCCUCCUGCUGCUCCUCGUGGGGCUCGCCUGCCUUGUACCAAUGUCAGAGGAAGACUACAGUUGUGCCCUCUCCAACAAUUUUGCCCGGUCAUUCCACCCCAUGCUCAGAUACACAAAUGGUCCUCCUCCACUCUGAAUCAAGCAGAUGCUUGCUACAGAAGUGUUGGUAGCAUCAGGAGGAUUGGGCCAGCAGCAAGCCCAAACCAUCAGAGGAUUUGAUCUUGAUGAAAGCCCUCCAUGUGGCAACUUUAGCUCUCCUCCAUAUCCAUGUGUGCAAGUCACGGCUUCAGAUGUGGUUGAUAAACAAUGAUGUAAAUGGAAGGUUUCGAAGAAAUAUUGUUCCAGACUCUGAGCCUUAGCACUGAAGUAAGGACAUCCAGUUUCCUGGACUCAUGAAUUCUGGGCCAUUGGCCCAUUCAAUGCAUAGCCAAGGACUUCAGUAGACCACCUGGGCAGCUUUCCCAUGGUGCUGCUCCACCACCCAAUCAACCAAGGACCCUUAUCAUACAAUCUACCAACCAAUCAGUGCUGAAGAGAUUUUAGAACCUUGUAACAUACAAUUUUUAAGAGCUUAUAUGGCAGCUUCCUUUUUACCUUGUUUUCCUUUUGGGCAUGAUAUUCUAACCUUUGCUUUAGAAGCACAAGCUGUAAAUUCUCAAGGCACUUUUUUUAAAGGUAUAAAAAAAAAGAUGUAAUAAAUAAGGUUAUGGAAGGCUUUAUGUGAAAAAAGUUGAAUGUUAUAGUAUUAAAAAAAGAUAUUUAUGUAUGUACAGUUUGCUAAAGCCAAGUUUUGUUUGUAUUGAUUUAUUUGCAUUUAUUAUAGAUACUGUACAAUA